Messenger RNA from Truncatella angustata, 375 nucleotides. RefSeq lists its product as uncharacterized. The transcript has a single exon. The coding region runs from base 1 to 375 and encodes 124 amino acids. The record is from RefSeq and is a predicted model, not a curated record. NCBI's taxonomy places the organism in Eukaryota, Fungi, Ascomycota, Sordariomycetes, Amphisphaeriales, Sporocadaceae.
AUGUGUUUCUACGAACAAACAGUCUGGGCAUGUGGUUUUUGGAAGUGGGGGCCAUUCCGUUCUCAGUGCACUAAAGAAUAUCGAACUGGGGAGACCUGUGGACUGAAGCUGGUGUGGUCAACGGAUAUUGAAGAGGCUGAAUGCUUCAUCUGUAACAACGUCUCCAAGAAAAAGCAUCGUAUUACAAAAAUGACUCGAGACAUUGAGAGAUGGACCGCAGAAGGAAAUCGGAGUGCAACCAUCGAAAAGACCGAGCAGGAAUUAAGAGCGACCAGGAGAGCUUUGACACAACUGUAUCACGACCAUUCUAGGAUCCCGGCCGCAUCUAGGAAACUACGGCUAGCUAAGCAGAGGAUAAAUAAGAGGACUGGUUAA